Hyalella azteca is the source of this 2332-nucleotide messenger RNA. Its product is annotated as ERI1 exoribonuclease 3-like. Gene Ontology annotation, biological process: exonucleolytic trimming to generate mature 3'-end of 5.8S rRNA from tricistronic rRNA transcript (SSU-rRNA, 5.8S rRNA, LSU-rRNA). Lineage: Eukaryota; Metazoa; Arthropoda; Malacostraca; Amphipoda; Hyalellidae. The annotation marks the transcript as partial. The record is from RefSeq and is a predicted model, not a curated record. The transcript is spliced from 5 exons. Gene Ontology annotation, molecular function: nucleic acid binding; 3'-5'-RNA exonuclease activity.
AAUGCGGAUGACCUCACCUCACGUAAAAACACGGAUAUCCGUCUCUUUGCUCUGCCAGCUGUUUUCUGUGUGUUCUUCUUUCAAUUUUUCUCCCUAUUGUUUGUAUUUACCGCCAACCCGUCAGCAACGACAUUCGUUCUUCACGACAUAGAUUGCGCAAAAGAAAUCAUUGAGUUUCCUGCACUGAAAUUAAACCCGGAGACACUGACAGUUGAAAGCACAUUUCAAGAGUUUGUCAAGCCAGUAAUCCACCCAGAACUCUCAGAUUUUUGCACCAAGCUGACCAGCAUCACACAGCAUGAUGUUGACAACAGUGGAGUGUUUGCGGAGGUGCUGAAGCGCUUCAAUGCUUGGUAUGAGAAGGAGGUGGGGGCCUCGAGCUGUCUGCCCAUCACCUGCGGAGACUGGGACCUCAAAACAAUGCUACCAAAUCAGUGCAGGAGGGAGGGCAUUCCUGUACCUCCAGCCCUGCGGCAGUGGCAUAAUUUAAAAAAGUCAUACUGUGCAGCGACAUCAGUCUACUGUCGCAGUUUAACUGAGAUGCUGCACGGCUUGUCACUCAGCUUUGAAGGCAGACUCCACCGAGGCAUUGAUGAUUGUCGCAACAUCAACACCAUUGUAGUGGAGCUUCUCAAGCGUGGUAUUGUCUUCAACCCAACUGGGAGAUUGUGAUCUCUUAGAUAUCAAUAAAAAUAAUUACAUUGGAAGAGUUUUCCGGUUAAAUUAUUGUUAAACUUGUGCUUUCUAUUUGAACCUCAAGCGCAAUAAGUGUUAUGUUUGUGUUUAUGGUUUCAAUGUUAUCAAUCUGCAACUAUUUCUUUAAUAAUUAUACCUGAAAUAAACACAUGGUGUUACUUUUGUCAGUGAUCAUUUAUGAAUUAAACAAUGGUGAAAUUUAUUUGGUCAUAGAAUGGUAAGCUCCUUAGGAAACCAGGAUAGCAAUAGUUCAACAUAAGAAUAUAAUUGAAAACCUGAUUAAAUCUGCAUAUACGUUUAGAAACGCUCUGAACUUUGCACACAAAUAACCUCACCCUGAUAGCCCUACUCUAACAGGUAAUAUUUUUCAUUAAUCGAUUACUUUUUACAAAAAGGAGUACUAAAUUAAUUUUUCGUUAUGAUGUAUCCUCUACUGUCUUUUGAUUGAUAGAUUACCAAAUUUUGUUCAGUGUGAAUCUGGGAUAAGGACAAUGUAUUCGGUUUUUGGAAAUUGAUAAUUUAAGCAACUGUAUCUGGGUGCCUAGGAGCCAAACAUUUGUGAAAUUAAUUACGACGUGCUAGUUGCAUCUAUACGAUGACUUUUUGUUCUGCAUCGUUUAUAAUUGAAACAUACUUAACUUACUGGACUCGGCUUGAUUAUUUGGUAACGAUUUUUUCAAUAAUCUUUGAUUUCAGUAUUGCUAUGACAUCAGUUGCGUUGUAUUAAUUUGUUAUUCAAAUCCUGCUAACAGCGGAGGAAAUGCUCUGAUGUUGCUCUUUGCGAUCUUUAAACUUAUGGAAUAUUUUAUUUUAAAAAGUCAUUCAUUCUACAUACCUGUAAGUCGAAAAGAGAAAGUCGAGUCUUCUCUGCUGUGAUAUAAAUGUGUAAUUGAUACCGGUAGUCUCCAUCAUAUUCAAUGGAAAUUUAUUUUGUUGGAAGUAGCGGUCUGAUUGUCAUUAAUUUUAAUUCAAUUAAGAUCAAAUUUCCCCAGUUCUCACUCUUGUCUCAUGCUGGGAUGUGUUGGUGACCGAGUUUGUCUCGGUCAAUUCACAGAAAGUUACUAAUUCCUGAUAUUCAUGUCCAUUGUGUGAAGGUGAAAUGAAAGUAGUGUAAGUAAAUUAUUAUUUAUUAUCAGUAUUGUUCACAUGUGGCUAAUGCUCCGUGGCCGGGUCACCUACUACUGAGUACUAAUUGUGACAUCGUGUUUCUGACAGAAAAGUUUCACUGUUCUUGUUAAAUUACCAGUCACUAACACGAACGUAAGAAUUACGAUCGUGAUAGGACUUACGACCCCUGACCCAAUUGUUAAGAAAUUACAUCUCUGUAGCCGGAAGUAGUCGUUUCUGUGCUGUCUUCUUCAUAGACUCGUUCAAAUAAUUAUGUAUAUGUUAAGUAAUAUGUAUAAUAAAUACUAGACAUUUCAAGUAUUGCAUAGAACUAAAAACUAAGAGGUAAAGUACAUUUUAUAUUAGUAACAAGUGUGCGUGACGAUGUAGAACGACAGCAGCGUUUGAGUUUCGAGCUUCUUGAAAUUGAUAUGAGGGGUUUUAGUUCUACAUAAUAACGGGAGAAAAUAUCCAGUCCUGUAGAAAAUUGUAAAGACGUUUCUGACAUCAAGAGAGCAAUUGCGAUUCA